Molecule: messenger RNA, 654 nt
Organism: Trichobilharzia regenti
Lineage: Eukaryota; Metazoa; Platyhelminthes; Trematoda; Strigeidida; Schistosomatidae
Source: the annotation of a GenBank genome assembly
GCUGAAACCAAUCAGACUGAACUAUUAAUAAUUAACUUGAAAUGUGAUUGUUCAUUGAUGACGUUUGAGUUCUGGUGUUAACCUGAUGAUAUUUAUUACAGCUCCCUAACUGAUGUUCGCGUUCAUUAAAAUUUCCGUAUUUUGUAGAGUGACGACACAGGGUGUGAAGACGUCAGGAGGUUUGGAAGGCAAGAAAUGUACUCCACUUGACGUUCCGUUGAUGAUUAUACCAGGUUGUGUAUUAGUUCCUUUCCGUAAAGUUCUCAGAAUGGAGACUUUUCCAGUUAAACUUUCUCAGCAGCCUAAAGGUUUCCAGCAGUUUAACAGAAUCCCACUGACAAGACAGGCCAAUGAAGUGAAACACGGUGGCGACAGUGACGAACUUUUGAGGAGUGCUAAGACUCCGACAUCACCAAUGCGUAAGAAUUCACAAUUUGCCAAUGAGAGAAGUACGCAUUGUGGGAGACAGAGUGUGAAUUUGCAGAAUAACCCCGAGACGAAUCUGGAUGCAAGCGCUAUUGUCCAACCUGGAGGCACUUGGAAUAUAGGAAUGGGGGGAAGUUGGAAUAUCCAGACCACACAUGGAGAACAGUGGAUCAGAAUUGCCUGAAUGGUGUGCUCUAGAUGAUGACAUUAUCAGUGCAAUAAUUUGAC